This is a messenger RNA of Diplodia corticola, 651 nucleotides long. RefSeq lists its product as uncharacterized. Bases 1 to 651 code for a protein of 216 amino acids. The transcript has 2 exons. The record is from RefSeq and is a predicted model, not a curated record. Lineage: Eukaryota; Fungi; Ascomycota; Dothideomycetes; Botryosphaeriales; Botryosphaeriaceae.
AUGACGACAGCCGCUGGUUCCUGGGGGGAGACGCGCAGAAAAGAGACUAGGAUGGCACCGGGAGCUGAGGACGAUAUUGCCGUUUCAACUGCCAGAGGAGAUAUUAGAGGCGCACGCUACCCACACGUUUUGAAUCACAUCAGCAUCUACACAAUCCCUUCAAUCGACGAGGUGCUCGAUCUUUACCACGAUUUCCAAUCUUCCAGCGACCAUGAUUUGGACCUGGAGCCAAGCCAUCCCGACGGCUGCAGAUCCGACCCGUCACUACCGCGCCGAGCACAGCAUAAGGGAGACAAUGAUUCUAUACUCGCAUCCAUCGCUCGCGCGUACGCGGGUACGAAUGGGCCUGAAGUGAUCGGCCCAGGAUCUCAACUUUACAAUACCCGCAAUGCAUAUCCUUCGAGCUCAGGCGACUCUGAGAGUCUCACAAUUUGCCGCAAGGACUCUUGGGAGUCGGCGCCAUCGGUGACGGACAGCGAUGAUUCCGUAUAUCUUUCGACCAUUUUCGAGGAGCCAGAGCCUCCGGAGUUGGGCGUGGACGUCGAUAUUGUCAAGCCUACCUUCAGGACGAGAAGGCGGAGAGACAUUCUGAUGGCACGAGACUGCAAAAUAAAGGGCGACAGAGCGGGUUUGUCUGACAAGCGCAUCUGA